GAACAGAUGUCAUCCAAAGGUUAUCGGCCCAAAAAAUGUGAGUCAUUUCUUAUCAACAUAACAAUCCUUGAAGGCAGGCAUUAUGCCUGGCCAAACAUGAACUCUUUUGUGCAUAUAAAGAUUGAAAAACAAAAGGCUGUUACCAAGAUUCGCUAUGGAACAGAUGCACCGUACUACAAUGAAUAUUUUGUGUUUGAGUUUAAGAAGAUGGAACUUAGCAAAUUGCUGGAUAAUCAUUUAACCCUGACAGUGUACCGACCAAGAGCUUGCUGCAAACUUCGUAAAAUACUUGGCUAUGUUACUUUAGACUUCGCAACUAUAUGGGAAGAAAAAGAUCACCAAUUUUAUAGAAAAUGGGCAAUUUUAAGUAGUCCGAAAUCUAACUUUUCCGGUCCAAUGGGAUUCCUAAAAGUCACAAUUAGCAUUUUAACCGAAGGUCAGAUACCAAGCAUCCCAAUUGUAAACCCUUUAAGUGAUAAUGAAAUCGAAGGAAAUAUACUGCUACCUGAAGGCGUGACUGAAAGAAAAAAGGCUCUUUUUAUUUUUAAGUUAUACAGAGGUUUUGAUAUCAUAAAGAUGAGACGUGGGACUUCGGUGAUAGAGGAUAAUAUACCAGAAAAUGAAAUGACAGAUUCAGAAAAAAAUAAUUUGCCAGAUGUUGGAAUAAAAAUAUCAUUUGCAGGAUUAUCUGGCCAAUCUUCUGUUAAAAAACGAACGUCAUAUCCAGUCUGGAACGAAAGUAUUACAAUAUCGGAAUUGUAUCCUCCACUUAGUCAACGUAUUAAAUUUGAACUUUUCUACAAGCAUAAACGGUCGAAUGCUGUCCAUGUAACCAGAUAUAUUAAUUUGCAUUCGUUAUGCAGCUACAAACCUAAUGGUUUUUUACCAACAUUUGGCCCAUGUUAUCUGCAUUUUUAUAAAACUUGUGCAAUGGGCGAAGAGUAUGUUGGAAAGGUUUUGAUUGCGAUGGAAACUUUGGUAUUUUCAGACGCACCAACUAAAACUAGAUGCACUUUUAAUGAUGAAAUUCCUCCAGUUUUUGACCCCAACUUAUGGGAAAUUGAAAAUGUAUUUCUGUUCGCAACAAUUGCAAAUGUAUCAGUUGUUGAUAAACGAUAUACAAAACAACUAAUCUCGUUUGAGUUGAAUUGGGGUAGAAUGCAAAUCCUUAAAGAUACAGAAAAUAAUAUAGAUAUUACACCACACGUUGUAACACCAAAAUACAAACCAUUUACAACAAAUGAAGAGUUUUGGUGUAUAAACUUUGACGGUACCAUUCCAUGCAUGCACAUUAUUAAUUAUUAUCCUAGUUUACGUAGGAGAAUGUAUAAAACCAAUCAAAUUGAUAAACUGAUCACAACCAUGGCAGAAAAAUUGCAGGAAAUUAAACACUUAUUUAAAUCGGAUAUUUUUGUAAGUAAUAGUGAUAUAAUUGGAGAAAAAUUGCAGGAAUAUUUUGAUUAUGUGUCCAGUUCUUGCCAAAGAUUUAUUGAAUUAUCUAAAACAUCCCAACAAUUGUAUGAGACCAAACAAGACAUUAAUAAAAACCGGCUCAUCACAGAUGAAUUCACAGAAUUAGUAACAGCAUGCAAAAGUGCAUAUAUUUCACGAAUGAAAAAGAAGUCUUACCAAACGGCAGAAAAAUUUUAUAUGCAAUUGCUGAAAUUACUGGAUUAUCCACAAGAAUGUUGGCCUAAUGUAUAUCUCUGGAUGAAAAAUGGUAACCGAAAAACUGAAUGCCUACGUUUCGCACCUCGCGAACUCAUAUAUUCAGAUAUUCCCGAAGAAAAAGGCAAGUACUGUGGCCAAUUAAAUAAUUUUUAUUUUAUGACCAACAAAUAUUCUAAGUCAUUAUCACCGGUCGUAUGCAAAGUGGAACUUUUCCUUUGGCUGGGUCUAGAACAUCAGAUGCAGUACUGUUUUGAGGCGAUUCCUGAUGGCUUCAAAAUGCCAGAAAUUAUUACGCAAGGCGAGAAACACAGCGAUGCAGUAAACAAGUACUCAAGAAUACCAAAAUAUCUCAUUUUAGAGGAUUAUGUGGUUUUCAAUGGACGUGUUCAUAUCUAUCAAGGUCGAUUCGUACUUGCGUUUGAUUAUACUGGUUUAUCGGACUUUAUGGCACGCGUUAUCAUCCAUGAUCAAUCAAAGCAUACACGGCCACUUAAAAAGACACUUAAUCCAAUUUGGGAUGAGACACUGAUAUUCAAAAACUUGGUAUGUUAUGGCACACGCCAAGAAAUUACAAACAAGCCUCCACCUAUUGUUCUAGAAGUCAACGAUCAAGAUAAAUGGUCAUUGGAAUAUGUUGGAUUUUGUUUGAUUCAGCCAACAAUUAAAUUUAAAGAUGAAACUUAUUCUCCUCCAAAAUUUCCUCCAAAACUUGAAUGGCAUACAAUCAAAAUAGACGAGGUGGAAGUUGGACAAGUAUUGGCAUGUGUUGAAUUUUUCGAAAUUUCGGAAACCGAUGAGGAUAAUCUUAUGGUUCCCGAAAAUGGGCUCACUAUGUCAAUUCCAGAAGAUAUUCGCCCAAUUUUGGUCAACUAUCGUUUUGAAUUGUUUAUCUGGGGUGUCCGCCAUUUAAAAAAACUGAGGCACGUGCCAAUCAAAGCACCCAAAAUUGUUAUUGAAUGUAAUGAGUAUAAAAUAGAAACGGAAAUUGCCAAAAUUCAGAAUUUAAACUUUUCCAAGACCUUGUGGGUAGUCGAUAUGCAAUUGCCAAGUGUGCUAAGCUUCAUUCCUCCAAUUAUGAUAAAACUCUUUGAAUGCAAACAUUUUGGGCGAUGCCAUUACGCAGGCACGCAUUUGAGCUUUAUUCAAGAAUUUAUGUAUCAACCGAUUAGUUUAACAGAAUACAAAAGUAAAAUGAAAGAGGCAGUGCGCACUUCCUUGCAAAGCAUCGCCAGCAAAACUCAGUCCGAAUUGGAAGAACAAUUAGAAGACCUGCGCAAACAGAAAAGGCGUGAGGAACGAAAAAAAUACAUGAAAUGGCGGUUUCAAUUAAUUUGUAGCGCAAGUAAUUUUUGUGGACUUUGCAAGAUGUGCCGCAAAGCAGGUUGGAAGUGUUUUAAGAAAAGUUUGCGUUUCAUCUGUUGUUUUCUUCUGUGUUGCGGCUGCGGUCGCAUGUUCAAGAAAAAUAAAAAGAAGUUGCAAAAAGACGAUGAACCAUUGAAGUUUUUUCGCACCAAGGAGACCGUGAUUGAUGUGGCUGAUACAGAAGUCAAUGAUAUUAAAGAUUGGUGGAGUAAAUACUUCAAUUCGCUUGGAGAUCCAUACACUCAAGCCGAUAAUCUAUUUGAUGUUAAUUUUAAAGUUAAGAUUUUUAACAGCGAGCUAGAACAACACUUCAAUCAUUUUGAAGACGUGUUCGAUACUCAUCGCAUUUAUCGUGGUAAAACCAUUGGUGAUAAAUAUGAAGAUGAAAAAGCCCAAAUUGCCACCGUAAAGUGCAAGAUACGAGCAUACAAAUGGGAAGAUAAUGGCAAUUAUAACAAUUUCAUAACUCCACAAGGCAAAUUACUGAAAGAUGGAUUUUUCACUGAGUUACCUUCAAAUAUUGAAACGCCAUUCAUUCUGCGCAUUUACUGCGUGCGGGGGAUUAAAUUACGUCCCGCCGAUCAAUCAGGUUCUUGUGAUUCAUAUAUUGUAAUCCGUUUAAAUCAGCAAGUAAUCGAUGAUAAGAAAAAUUUUGUGCCGAAAAGUGCUGAUCCAUUUUACGGAAAAUGCUUUGAAAUGGAAGGAGUAUUCCCGAAAGACAAUACCGUGAAGGUUUCAAUAUAUGAUUGGGACAAGCAUACGCAUUCGGAUCUUAUUGGACAGACACAGAUCGAUAUCGAAAAUCGUUUCUAUAGUCGACAUCGUGCUUAUUGUGGCUUACCAUUUGAAUACACCUUAUUUGGAGAAACGCCAUGGCGAGAUAAGCAAGAACCAACAGAAAUAUUACAACGUUUAUGCGAAACUCAUAAUUUACCAAUGCCUCAAUACAAAGAUGAAAACAAACUUGUGAUUGGACAUCAAGUAUUCGUAAUGCCUCCUGAAAAAGCUAGAGAAGCCGAACCGGAGUUUGUAAAAAAGGAAAUGUUAGCGUUAUUCGUUUUGCACAAAUGGAAUGAAAUCCCAAUUCAUGGUUUCCAUCUUGUUCCCGAACACGUAGAAACCCGUUCAUUGUUUCAUCCCGACACUCCCGGAAUCGAACAGGGUAAACUGCAAAUGUGGAUCGACAUUUUUCCAAUUGGCGACACGCCAAUGCCACAUCAAGUAAACAUUAAAACUCGAGCGCCGGUUUCGUAUGAACUUCGUGUCAUCAUCUGGAAUACAGAUCAAGUUGUUCUUAACGAAGACGAUUUCUUUGGAGAUCGAAAGUCUGAUAUUUAUGUCAAAGGAUGGUUAACAGACCCUGGAAAUGCACAGGAAACUGAUGUUCAUUAUCGUUCCCUUACCGGCGAAGGAAAUUUUAAUUGGCGAUUUGUUUUCAUCUUCGACUAUCUCUCUGCCGAGAACAUGAUAAUCGAAAAGAAGAAGAACACGGCAUUUGAUGUGACGCAAACCAAACAAAAAUUACCCUGUCGCCUCACGUUGCAAGUUUGGGACAAUGACGUGUUCUCAAAGGACGACUUUUUGGGGUCAAUGACAUUCUACUUGAAUCGCAUGCCAAGAGGUGCAAAGCAUGCGCGUCAAUGUACCAUUCGUACAUUUGAGGAAGCGCCUCGUUUCAACCUGUUUAAAAUUAAGCGCACCAGAGGUUGGUGGCCGUUCCAAACAAAGCAAAAAAACAACCACAUGAAAUCGAUUGUUUCAGGAAAAUUGGAAGCUGAAUUUGAGUUGGUUACUAUGGAUCAAGCUAGUAUUGCGCCUGCAGGGUUAGGAAGGAAUCCACCGCAACCGUUGCCUCCACCAAAGCGUCCAUCAACAUCGUUUAAUUGGCUUUUCAAUCCCUGGAAAACCUGCAGAUUUAUAAUAUGGAAAGGUUUAAAGUGGAAACUAGUAAUCUGUCUGAUUAUUGUUCUGGGAGCACUUUUCUUCGGUCUCUUUGUGUAUAGUAUGCCCGGAUACAGCGUAAAGAAAUUAUUGGGAGCUUAGUCAUGGAAAGCCAAAUAAUUAUUUUGUUAUAAAAACUUAUGCGAUAACAAAAUAUUAUUGAUUUAUAUUCUUAAU
Messenger RNA from Dalotia coriaria, 5151 nucleotides. RefSeq names its product ferlin misfire (gene mfr). Gene Ontology annotation, biological process: plasma membrane organization. The record is from RefSeq and is a predicted model, not a curated record. Bases 7 to 5076 code for a protein of 1689 amino acids. Gene Ontology annotation, cellular component: membrane. NCBI's taxonomy places the organism in Eukaryota, Metazoa, Arthropoda, Insecta, Coleoptera, Staphylinidae. The transcript is spliced from 23 exons.